This is a messenger RNA of Menidia menidia (Atlantic silverside), 980 nucleotides long. NCBI's taxonomy places the organism in Eukaryota, Metazoa, Chordata, Actinopteri, Atheriniformes, Atherinopsidae. The record is from the annotation of a GenBank genome assembly.
GUCUUUUGAACCUGCUGGGUUUCCGUCUUGUGAGCCACCGUAGGUUUCCUGUCCUGUGCGCAUGCUCUAAACGUUCAAAUGCUUCUCGUGUAAUUCGACAAAUAGUUUAUCUUUUGUGGUUUUAAAAAGCGGUCAAUAAGUCACCAUGUCCGUUCAAGCGUCAAAUCCCAACAACCCUAUUGUCUUCUUCGACAUCACCAUCGGAGGACAGGACGUGGGAAGGAUGAAGAUUGAGCUGUUUGCUGACGUGGUCCCCAAAACGGCUGAGAAUUUCCGGCAGUUCUGCACGGGAGAGUUCAGGAAGGAUGGCGUUCCAAUUGGUUUCAAAGGCUGCACUUUUCACAGGGUGAUUAAAGACUUCAUGAUACAAGGAGGAGACUUUGUAAAUGGUGAUGGCACCGGCAUCUGCAGCAUCUACAGAGGUCCUUUUGCAGAUGAGAACUUCCGAGUCAAGCACUCCGCACCCGGUCUUCUUUCCAUGGCAAACAGCGGUCCAGGGACAAAUGGCUGCCAGUUUUUCCUUACCUGCACUAAAUGCGAUUGGUUAGAUGGGAAGCAUGUUGUUUUUGGCAAAGUGGUGGACGGUCUGUUGAUCAUGAGGAAAAUUGAGAAUGUGCCUACAGGACCCAACAACAAACCCAAACUCCCCAUCCUCAUCGCACAGUGCGGGGAGAUGUGAUCCAGAAGCCACGCGUGAGGAAUACUCAGCUUUACUUCAAGCUCAUCAGCAAACAUCCAGAAUAUUCCACUAUAGUUUCCGAUGUGGACCUUUUCCCUUACAGCAGAUGGUUGGGUCGACUCGUUUUCCACAGCGGUCACUGACGGGAGACGAUUGUAAUUUGAUUUUAGAAUAAGUCUCGCUAAACUUAAAGAUCAGUGGUUAUUAUUAUGUUUCCCUCAAUCAACACAGAGUUUCUGUACCUCAUUUUGUUUUUGUCAUUUUGUGUAUCAAAUAUUGUCAAUAAAUUUGUACAUUUUUA